AUGGGAGUUCACGACAACGCAGAUUCAAAGUAUAUUGUUAUUGGUAAUUCGAGCUUCUCGAAAUUAGCAUCGAAACGUCCUACUACCGUCGUGUUUAACGAAAGUUCAAGCAAAAUCCAAAAAUACGAGGAUAAUCAACAAAACAUUCAAGCAGAAAAUGCGGACAAAGGAAACGUUAAUUUGCAACAACAAAGGAAGCUGCUCGAAGAGAUCCGCAGGAACAGCACGUUGAUCAUCAUUGGCGAAACGGGAAGCGGCAAGACAACGCAGAUCCCGCAACUGCUGCUUUCGUCCGGUAUCGCUGGCACUUCCGGUUGCAUCGGCAUCACCCAGCCGCGAAGAGUGGCCGCGGUGAGCGUUGCCCGGCGAGUUGCGCUAGAGCAAGGUGUAGAAACGGGUAAAUUGGUGGGUUAUUGCGUGCGUUUCGAGGACGUGACGUCGUCGCAAACGAGGAUCAAGUACCUGACCGAUGGUAUGAUGGUCCGCGAGGCGAUGACCGACGAGAUUUUAUCGGAUUAUUCAGUGGUGAUCCUCGACGAAGCCCACGAACGAUCGGUGCAGACUGACGUGCUGCUCGGCGUGGCGAGGAGGGCGCAGAAUUUACGAAAGCUUAAGAACCUGCCGCCGUUGAAGUUGCUGGUAAUGUCAGCCACGAUGGACGUCGAUAAGUUCAGCAAGUAUUUCCAAGCGCCGGCACUGUACUUAGAGGGUCGUCAGCAUCCGGUGAAGAUUUAUCACGCCGUCAAGUCGCAGGAGGAUUAUGCGUUCUCCGCCCUUGUCACAGCUUUCCAGAUUCAUCGCGACAGCCCUGCCAACGAGGAUAUCCUGGUCUUUCUAACCGGGCAAGAAGAGAUCGAGGCCGCGGUUCUGAGCGCGAGGCAAGUAGCUAAACAACUGGAUGGACAGGGUUAUCCGCCAUUGAAGGUGUUUCCAUUGUAUUCGGCUUUGCCGACGCAUCAGCAAUUGGAAGCCUUUAAGCCGUCCGCUCCUGGAAUGAGAAAGCUCAUUUUGUCUACCAACGUGGCUGAAACUUCCGUUACCAUUGGCGGAAUUCGACACGUGAUCGACACCGGCGUGGUCAAAGCGAGAACUCAUCAGCCGACUACCGGAUUGGAUGUGCUCAGGGUGGAAAAAGUCUCAAAGGCACAGGCCUGGCAGAGGACCGGCAGAGCUGGCCGAGAAACGGCCGGCAAAUGUUACCGAACCUACACCAACGAGGAAUUCGAGAGGAUGAAGGAGAUGCCCGUCCCGGAGAUACAAAGGUGUUCACUCGCGGGAGUAGCACUCCAGCUGCUCGCCAUCGGCGUCGACAUCACCACCUUCGAUUUCAUGGACAAACCGCCAAAGGAGGCCGUCGACGUCGCCGUCAACUGUCUCGAGAAAUUGGGCGCCGUCAAGGGUAAGUGUCUCGAUCUCAACAGAUCUUCAAUUUCUCAAUUCAAUCCUUAA
Molecule: messenger RNA, 1449 nt
Organism: Heterotrigona itama
Lineage: Eukaryota; Metazoa; Arthropoda; Insecta; Hymenoptera; Apidae
Source: the annotation of a GenBank genome assembly